This is a messenger RNA of Cyanistes caeruleus (blue tit), 1168 nucleotides long. RefSeq names its product programmed cell death 6 (gene PDCD6). Lineage: Eukaryota; Metazoa; Chordata; Aves; Passeriformes; Paridae. Gene Ontology annotation, molecular function: calcium ion binding. The record is from RefSeq and is a predicted model, not a curated record.
GAACGUGUUCCAGAGAGUUGAUAAAGACAGGAGUGGAAUAAUAUCUGAUAAUGAACUUCAACAGGCAUUAUCCAAUGGCACAUGGACUCCAUUUAAUCCAGCAACAGUCAGGUCAAUUCUUGGCAUGUUUGACAGAGAAAACAAAGGGGGUGUGAACUUCAAUGAAUUCACAGGAGUUUGGAAAUACGUCACAGACUGGCAGAAUGUCUUUCGAACGUAUGACAGAGACAAUUCCGGAAUGAUUGACAAAAAUGAACUAAAGCAAGCACUAACAGGUUUUGGUUACCGACUGUCUGAUCAAUUCUACGAUAUCCUUAUUCGGAAAUUUGACAGACAAGGAAGAGGACAAGUUGCUUUUGAUGAUUUUAUUCAGUGCUGUGUUGUUCUACAGAGGCUGACCGAUGUGUUCCGAAGGUAUGAUACUGAUCAGGAUGGCUGGAUUCAGGUGUCCUACGAGCAGUAUCUUUCCAUGGUCUUCAGCAUCGUAUGACACCGAUAACCAGGAAUCGCACACUGGCAUUACACAGACUGGAGUUGCCAAAUCAUCCUCUACUGAACAAGAUAACUGAUGUAUUAUAAUGGAUGUAACAUCACAUUCUUAAAUUUUGUAUGUUGGUAAUCACCGUCAGAAUCUGUACUUGAGUUGGUUUUUAUUUUGUAUUAUUGUAUGAUAUGACCAUCUCUGCUUACUGUAGCACAGAAUCUAGAUUUAACUGGUAUAAUGUUAAACAUUACCUCUUACACAUAUCAUGCAUGGGAAAAAUGACUCUUUAGAAAUGCCAAAUUAAAAUAAUGCUUGUUAGUUUAUAUCAGUUGAAAGCCAGAAGUUGCACAACAUGUUUUGCAUGUGCCUUACUUUUAUAAGAGUUUAAUGUAUUAAUUUUUAAUACAGAAUUUAAAAUUAAGUAAAAAUACUAGGUCAACUUUCAGUCUAUAUCACUUUUGUACAGCUUAAUGGGAAUGGUGAUUUUAUUUCUGUAUUCUUCUCUUCUACGAUUCAGGGAUCUCUCCAGUUGGGUGGCCUUUUUAAAUUUCAUUUUCUAGCUGCCUCCUUUUUUCAGGAUAUCCAUGGGAUGGCUUCAAAUACAACUUCUUCACACCUGUGAAGAAGGUCUUACUGCAUCUCCCUUGAUAAGUUCCCACAAAAAUGAACUCUGGAUACAACUCC